Molecule: messenger RNA, 732 nt
Organism: Debaryomyces fabryi
Lineage: Eukaryota; Fungi; Ascomycota; Pichiomycetes; Serinales; Debaryomycetaceae
Exons: 1
Coding region: 1-732 (243 amino acids)
Source: RefSeq, a predicted model, not a curated record
AUGACAAUAUCAGACUUGCAACCAUAUGAUCCGUUCAUGGAUAAAGCUGCAAAGUCCCAAGCAAGGCUCACCAAGAUCAUGGAAAAGUUCCAAAAUUUCACAGCCAACAGCGAUAUACUUAGUUCCGAUACGACUAUCCUAUACUUGGUAUUGAAAUCAAACAUUAUCUUAAAUGAUAACCAAAUUCGAGUACUUUUAGGCUUAGGUGAUGAAAAUAAAGUCCAUGAUGUUAUCUAUUGUGGUAUUCUUCGAGAUGCUAAAUAUGCCGCUAGCAAACUUUUCACGUUACUCAAUUUCUCAAGUUUACUUGAAAUGCCUUUAACAGACCUAAAGCAACUCUGCUACGAAAUAGCACUAAAAUACAAGGCAAUAUUCUUCGUCCCAGUGGAAGCAAAAAUUAAGAUCCGACCUCCCCAGAGGGAGUUCCCAUCUUUUCAAGACACAACCCAAUUAAGUCUGCUACGAAGUAACUCCGGCUUUAUUCCUAGUAGCUAUCUAGCAUCCAAUUUCAGGAAUCUGUACAACAGGGCAACUGAUGCAAUGUCUGGAACAACAUAUUCUUCUGAAUUUAUGUCUGCAUCCUACAAUUCUACUCGGCCAUAUCCGCAAGGAUAUUCUGAAAUAGAAGAUGCCGAAUAUGUAGAAAUAAUCAAAUUUAUAAGCAAAUUCAAUCAAAUGUGGAUUGUUGCAGCACUUUUGAAUAGAGAAUACCAAGAGCUAAAGGCCAACUAA